AUGGCUCUUAAGCAAUCUUUGCGUGUCUGUACUGGUGGUGAAGUGAUCGCAAGCAAGAGAAACACAUCCAAAACGCCUCCGAGCCCAGCCGAGGCGUAUGCUUACAAAAUACGGCCUCCCUGCGCUGAAGGGAAUUCGCCACCGGCGUGUGUGCGUGUGCAAAAGGUAGCCAACGGAAGGGCGCCGCACCGCAGGUUAAUCGACAGUGCGCAGUGCGCACACAACGGCGCGCACAUAGAUCAGUUCAUAGAGUCACUACAUGAAAAGGUGACCAAAUUUCCGCACUCGUAUCUGCAUCCGAACUCGACACACAAGCAGCCUUGCAUCGCGAACGGACGUGCUCUUAGUUCCGCAUGUGCGCCAGCAAACGGUACAUGUAUGUUUUCCGUGUCAACAGCCGGCAGUAAUAACAAGGGUGCAAGCGAAACGUCGCCGAGCAGUGCCGCAUCAUCGCCGCCUCUUGUCGCCAUUCCGCAGCCAGCUGAAAGCUCUCCUUCGAAGGAAGCCGUUCGUGUUCGUCAACCAUUAUUACCAGUGGUUAGUGCUAGCACCAGCCCUCAAUCGCCUUUGCCCCCGCCACCCCCUCCUCCUCGUGCAUCAACUACCUGCCUGACCACCACUCACUUGCCCACCGCUUACCGCUGUAUACCACAAACUGAAGAUCAAGCUCUUGAACACGAACCUGAGCUAUUUCAUCGACACGACAAGUUUUGUGUACUACCAAAGCCAUAUUUUGCACAGGCAAGGCUCAUAUCUUAUGCUUCAUUAUUGAUUCUACAUUAUUACGGAGACAGUUCACGGAAAGAAGAGUUAUUUGAUCACGUCUCGUUUGAAGGCUAUUUCACUUGGAGACAACUGAUGACGAUCAUAAUGAGAAUGUUGACGCACAGUUAUAGUGUGUAG
Messenger RNA from Anisakis simplex (herring worm), 903 nucleotides. NCBI's taxonomy places the organism in Eukaryota, Metazoa, Nematoda, Chromadorea, Rhabditida, Anisakidae. The record is from the annotation of a GenBank genome assembly.